AUGAUCACAGGGUACAUGAAACAAGGUAGUGUUGAAGAUGCUAAGGAUGUAUUUAGGAAAACGGUUGAGAAAGACGUGGUGGUUUUUAAUGCAAUGAUUGAAGGUUAUAACAAAUCUAUUAACAUUGCUAAGAGGGCACCUGAAGUUUAUAUUGACAUGCAACGGUUGGAUUUUAGUCUUAUGUUAUCAAAUUUUGCAAGCAUCACUGGGGCUUGCUCUAUAUUAUUAGCAUUUGAAAUUGGUCAACAAAUUCAAGGACAACUUAUGAAGACGGAAUUUUUUGGUGACGUAAAAAUGGGAAGUGCUCUAAUAGAUAUGUACUCAAAAUGUAGGAGAAUUGAGGAAGCUAGAAGAGUUUUUGACCACAUGACUGAAAGGAAUGUCUUUUCAUGGACGUCCAUGAUUGAUGGAUAUGGGAAGAAUGGAAAUCCAAUUGCUGCACUUGAGCUGUUCAGAAGAAUGCAAGGAUAUUGUCACAUCAAGCCCAAUUAUGUAACAUUCCUUAGUUCAGGAUUGGAUAUCAUAAUGAAAAUGCCUAAAAAACCAAAUUCUGAUGUUUGGGCGGCUCUAAUAAGUUCAUGUAGACUUCAUGGAAAUUUAGAGAUUGCAAGUAUAACUGUCAAUGAACUUUUGAAAUUAAGUAGUGAUAGUAGGCCAGGGGCAUAUGUUGCUUUAUCCAAUGCUUUAGGAGAGGCUGGGAAAUGGGAAAAUGUAGGUGAAAUUAGGGAAGUAAUGAAGUUGAUGACGUUUGAAAGUGAUGGACCAACAGUUGAGGAUAUUUAUUGUAUAUUCACUCUUCUACGUAACUCAAACGCAAAACAAGAAAAACAGAAACACAAGAAGAGGAAGAAAAAGAAGAAGAAGAAGAAAGUAGCCAUGUCUUGUUGCUGCGGUGAGGAUUGUGAGUGCCGCCCCUUGGGCUUUCUUUUAGGCCUUCCGUUUGCCUUUGUCGCUCUCCUCCUCUCCCUUGUCGGCGUUGUCAUCUGGAUUGUCGGGCUAGCGUUGACUUGCAUAUGCCCAUGUUGCUUGUGUGUUACUGUCAUAGUUGAGCUGGCUCUGGCAUUGAUCAAGGCCCCCUUUUCUGUCAUGAAGUGGUUCACUGAGAAGAUACCUUGUUAAUUAGAUCUUAUUCAUCAAUACAUUCCAAGAUUAUUCAUUGAUCCCCCCUUAACAAUUUCUACCUUUGUGUGUUGUUGUAAUAUUUUAAUGUUUGAUCUAGUUUGCAUAGAAG
Messenger RNA from Ilex paraguariensis (yerba mate), 1231 nucleotides. Lineage: Eukaryota; Viridiplantae; Streptophyta; Magnoliopsida; Aquifoliales; Aquifoliaceae. The record is from the annotation of a GenBank genome assembly.